AUGUCUUUAGCGGAGGAUUUUCAGGUUAGACUGAAGUUUGAUUAUGUGCUUUCCCACUCUGCGGGAUUGUUGUGGGUUUUCUAUAAUUCUCCUUUUAGUUGUUCUACUAUGGGUGAGGGUGCUCAAUUUUUAUCUUUAUUUAUUCAACAUCCCGGCUUGGUGAGUUCGGUUUCCUUCUCGGCGGUAAAUGCGGCCACCACUGGGGAGGAACGGCAGGCUCUUUGGGCGGGGUUGCUCCAAUGCAAACCCUCACACGGCCCAUGGCUGGUGUGUGGUGAUUUUAAUGUUGUUAUUAAGGAGGAGGAAAAGAAGGGGGAACGGCCGUUUACAGUAGCUGAGGCAACUGAUUUUGUGGCUUUCAUAAGUUCUGCUGGAUUGGUGGAUGGCGGUUUUUCAGGUUCACGAUUUACCUGGUGCAAUAAUUGCCAUGGCCCCGCUAGGAUCUGGAAACAUUUGGACCGCUUAUUGAGGAAUGUGGAUUGUUUUGAUGCUGGUCUGGCGAUUGGUGUUGCUCACUUGGAACGUCACCCCUCCGAUCAUGCACCAUUGUUACUCUUCGCUGGUACAAGGUUGGAUGGACCACGUGGGAAAUUUUUCGAAAUUUGUAGCAAAGGUGGAAGAGGAUGUUGGAAGGUUCGAGAGAAGAUUAUAAGAUGGGGGGUGCAUGCGGAGCUUCAGCAGGCCCAGGCCUCGUUGAGACGCGCGUUAGCCAUGGAGGAGUCACUGUGGAGGCAGCGAGCUCGGGUCAAAUGGCUGGCUGUUGGUGAUCGUAACACUAAGUUCUUUCAUUCGGUGGUAAAGCAACGGCGUAUGAAUUCGAUUAUUCAUCGGAUUCAGAAGCCUGAUGGGGGAUGGGUUAAUGAGGAUACGCUCAUUGGUGAGGAGGCAGUGCGGUAUUUCUCCUCCUUAUUCUCAUUGGAGGAUGCCCCUGGGAUACGGGAUGUGCCCGAUGUUAUUCCCCGACUAGUGUCUAUGGAGGACAAUGAGCGAUUGGAGGAGGUCCCGUCCUUGGAGGAAGUCUGGCAAACAGUUCGUGAAAUGGAUGGGAAUAGUGCUGCAGGUCCUGACGGUUUCUCCGGCCGAUUUUUCUCUGCUGCUUGGGAGAUAGUUGGGAGUGAUGUGUAUAACGCUGUUCAGAGUUUCUUUUGCGGCUCUGAGUUUCCCAGGCUAAUCACUGCUACCUCCAUAGUGUUGCUGCCCAAGGUGCAACAACCGAAGGAUUUUUCACAGUUUCGCCUAAUUAGUCUAUGCAACUUUGUGAACAAGAUUUUCUCAAAAAUUCUGGUCCGCUGGCUGGCUCCGAUAUUACCUAAGAUUAUCUCCCCGAACCAGAGUGGGUUUGUACGGGGUCGGUCCAUCUCUGACAAUUACCUUCUAGCACAGGAAGUCAUUGCGGGCAUUAAGCGGAAGGCACGCGGGGGUAAUGUCAUGUUCAAGUUUGACAUGAUGAAAGCUUACGAUAGGAUGAUGUGGUCUUUCUUGAUAAAGGUCCUACACUCCUUUGGCUUUGGAGAACGUUGGAUUGAUAUGGUCUGGCGGGUUAUCUCCAAUGUUUGGUUUUCCGUCAUUGUAAAUGGCUCACUCUGUAGAUUCUUUAAGUCAGCUCGGGGGCUCCGCCAGGGGGAUCCUUUAUCGCCUGCUUUGUUCAUCAUUGGGACGGAGGUGCUUUCUUGGUCUUUAAGUCAGCUGGUGCAUCGACGGGGGUUUCAAGGGUUCAGGGUCCCACGAAGCUGUCCGACUAGUACCCAUUUGGGGUAUGUUGAUGAUGUGCUAAUUUUUUCAAGUGCGACCGCCACUUCUCUCCGGCUGGUAAUGAGGGUUUUAGAGGACUAUGAGGCGUCCUCUGGCCAGCUGGUGAAUAAAUCGAAGAGUUGCUUCUUAGGUCACACUAACUUGGGUAGGCCGAGGAUGAUGGUGAUCCAGCGGGCUACGGGUUUCAAGUCGUGCUCCUUUCCCAUCAGAUAUCUAGGGUACCCUCUGUAUUAUGGUCGACGGAAAAAGGAGUAUUUUGCUGGAUUAUGCCAGGCUGUGGUGAGCAAGAUUGAGUCCUGGAAGAACAGGUUGUUAUCUGCUGGGGGUCGGAUUGUACUAUUGAAGCACGUCCUAUCUGCUCUGCCGGUAUAUCUCUUAAUGGCUGCAUCACCUCCGAAAUCUGUGUUUAAAAAGAUUGAAGGCCCUUCUCAAAUUAUCUUUGGGGUGAGUCAGAGUGGGGUCACAAGCGUCAUUGGAUCAGGUGGCAAGAUCUAUGUGUGCCAGGGGAAGAAGGGGGCUUGGGGCUUCGACGGUUGGAGGAUAUACAUAGCGCUUUUUCCAUCAAGCUAUGGUGGAGCUUCCGUUCUCUGUCAUCUCUUUGGGCAACCUUUAUUAAGGCUAAGUACUGCGCGCAGGUGUGGGUGUUGCCCAUCUCCGAAGAUCGAGACUGUUGAGCAUGUCUUUGCUACUGGGGAGAUGGUGUCACGCGUAUGGCACUUUUUUGGGGAUCCAGUCCUUCCCUGCAGAUUGGGUGCAUUUCUAUGCAGAGAUUUCGGGGUGGGUCCCCCGGGUAUCCUAUACGCUAGUGCGUGGUCUCGACCUUCGGGGGAUUUUCUCAAACUCAAUACGGAUGGGUAUUCCAAGGGCAACCCUAGUGUUAGUGGGGGAGGAGGGAUACUUCGGGAUGGAGGUGGCCAUUUGCUUUUGGCGUUUUCCUGUUAUUUUGGUCAUGCUACAAGUCUUCAGGCUGAGGUUCCUGAGCUUCUGUUUGGGGUUAAGCUGUGCGUUCAAUGUGGCUUUGGCAGGUUAGAUGUUGAUUUAGAUUCACUCGUUUUAGUCCACAUCCUCCAAGGCAAGGCUAGCUGUCCUUGGGGUGUUUAUCAGGAGAUACAGUAG
Coffea eugenioides is the source of this 2868-nucleotide messenger RNA. RefSeq lists its product as uncharacterized. The record is from RefSeq and is a predicted model, not a curated record. Gene Ontology annotation, molecular function: RNA-DNA hybrid ribonuclease activity; nucleic acid binding. The coding region runs from base 1 to 2868 and encodes 955 amino acids. Lineage: Eukaryota; Viridiplantae; Streptophyta; Magnoliopsida; Gentianales; Rubiaceae. The transcript has 4 exons.